This is a messenger RNA of Suricata suricatta (meerkat), 2221 nucleotides long. It is a transcript of the gene STK39, whose product is annotated as serine/threonine kinase 39. The annotation marks the transcript as partial. The record is from RefSeq and is a predicted model, not a curated record. The transcript has 21 exons. Lineage: Eukaryota; Metazoa; Chordata; Mammalia; Carnivora; Herpestidae. Gene Ontology annotation, biological process: protein phosphorylation. Gene Ontology annotation, molecular function: protein serine/threonine kinase activity; ATP binding.
UCACUGCAGAAACCUCACUUUGACGCCUGGGUGCACGAGUUUUACUUCUCCAAGACAUGUGGCUCUACUUAUUUCUUUCAUGAUGCCUGGAAAGCCAGAUUUUUGUUAAGGAGACAAAACAUCACAGAUGUCAUAGGAUGUCAUAGAAGCCCUUUGUGUGCCUUUCCCCUGAUCACCCUGUCCAGAGGCAGUGGAGCUACUGCUGUGGUCCAGGCUGCCCUUUGCAAGCCCAGGCAAGAACGUGUAGCAAUAAAGCGGAUCAACUUGGAAAAAUGCCAGACCAGUAUGGAUGAACUAUUAAAAGAAAUUCAAGCCAUGAGUCAGUGCAGCCAUCCCAACGUUGUGACCUAUUACACCUCCUUUGUGGUAAAAGAUGAACUUUGGCUGGUCAUGAAAUUACUAAGUGGAGGUUCCAUGUUGGAUAUCAUAAAGUACAUUGUCAACCGAGGGGAGCACAAGAAUGGAGUUCUGGAAGAGGCAAUAAUAGCAACAAUUCUUAAAGAGGUUUUGGAAGGCUUAGACUAUCUACACAGAAACGGUCAGAUUCACAGGGAUUUGAAAGCUGGUAAUAUUCUUCUGGGUGAGGAUGGUUCUGUGCAAAUAGCAGAUUUUGGGGUAAGUGCAUUCUUAGCAACAGGGGGUGAUGUUACCCGGAAUAAAGUAAGAAAAACAUUUGUUGGUACGCCGUGUUGGAUGGCCCCUGAAGUCAUGGAGCAGGUGAGAGGCUAUGACUUCAAGGCCGACAUGUGGAGCUUUGGAAUAACUGCCAUUGAAUUAGCUACCGGAGCAGCGCCUUAUCACAAAUACCCUCCUAUGAAAGUGUUAAUGUUGACUUUGCAGAAUGAUCCACCCACUUUAGAAACAGGAGUGGAGGAUAAGGAAAUGAUGAAAAAGUACGGCAAGUCCUUUAGGAAAUUACUUUCCCUGUGUCUUCAGAAAGAUCCUUCUAAAAGGCCCACAGCAGCAGAACUUUUAAAAUGCAAAUUCUUCCAGAAAGCCAAGAACAGAGAGUACCUGAUUGAGAAGCUGCUUACAAGAACACCAGACAUAGCCCAAAGAGCCAAGAAGGUGAGAAGAGUUCCGGGGUCAAGCGGUCACCUUCAUAAAACCGAGGACGGUGACUGGGAGUGGAGUGACGACGAGAUGGACGAGAAAAGUGAAGAAGGGAAGGCAGCUUUUUCUCAAGAAAAGUCACGAAGAGUAAAAGAAGAAAAUCCAGAGAUGGCGGUGAAUGCCGGCAGUUUACCUGAGCAAAUACGGUCCCUUUCUGUGCAGGACCCUCAGGGCCUACCCAACGCUAGCGAAGACUAUAGAGAAGCUUCUUGCGCUGUGAACCUCGUUUUAAGAUUAAGUUACAGGCAACAGACCAUACAGAGACUAUUUAGGAUGGAAGCAGAGAGCCCAUGGAUAGCCAAUGGCAGUGAUGUAAAGAGUGAUGAUAUGACCUGGGCCAGAGUGAAGAGUAAUGGAGGUGGCAAAAACUCCAGAAAGGAACUUAAUGACAUACGAUUUGAGUUUACUCCAGGAAGAGAUACAGCAGAUGGCGUGUCUCAGGAGCUCUUCUCUGCUGGCUUGGUUGAUGGUCAUGAUGUAGUUAUAGUGGCUGCUAAUUUACAGAAGAUUGUAGAUGAUCCCAAAGCUUUAAAAACACUGACAUUUAAAUUGGCUUCCGGCUGUGAUGGGUCUGAGAUUCCCGACGAGGUGAAGCUGAUCGGGUUUGCCCAGAUUUGUUAUUCCAAAGGUGAUAAACUUGAAGAUACAGAAUCUGAGUUUUACUUGAAAUUCUUCAGAAUACCCAGAUGGAGUGAAAAAUAGAAAGGGUUUUUGUGCAAUGACCAAAAAGGUAAAAUGCUGUUAAAUUUCAAGAAUAAAUACUUUCACCCAAGUUAGCCCUCUGCUUGACUAUAUAUUAAGGAAUAGUAAACCUUAGGAUUUUCAAAAUUGGAGACUAAACUUUCAGGGAGGUGGGCUCCCAGGAUGGUACCAUUGCUCUUUCCUAGCUAACCCUAGAUAUGGCAGCUCUUUAAUGUACUUUAAAAAGCAAAUAUAUAUUACUAAGGAAAGAAAAGUUAUUUAUAAUCGCCUUGUCAUCAUUGUUAAGGUGUUCCAGAGCCAUUUGCAUACAAUUUAAUGUAAUCUCAUUCCAUUCUAUUGUUCACACAACAAUUACUCAAAGAUGACUGCAAAGGUAAAAGGAAAAUAAAAGUGUAUUGCACAAAGA